UUUGUGUCCCCGUCAGAGUCACGCAGUUCAUGUUUGAACGGAAGCCGUAGUCGGCUGUCGGUCAACGCAGCCUCCACAAUGCGAGCUUCUGAGUGGCUCUCUAACCGCGUACGAGUGGCUUUGUUUCUCGCCGUCUGCUCCAUCGUCUGCGCCGUCUGCGACCCUUUGUGCCAAGAGACAACGCCGUUCCACUACGACCAACCACAGCUGAUCUGCUCGGACUUCAACAGCGCCGACGAACUAGAGAGCCACGUACCCGACAGGCCGAAAAAUGGCAAGCUAGAGCUUGUCCUAAAGGACAGCCAGCUCGCGUACAUACCGCGGUCUGUAUUCCAAAGAGUUAAACCGUCGACGCUCAUUCUGAGCAACGUGACAGUGCGCAGCUACCGGACACCCGAUUCCGACUCCUCCGUGUUUGCGGAGCUUCGAGACACGUUGGAGAAGCUGGUCUUCCACAAGAACAGCAGCCUGCCGGACUCGUGGAGCUUGCUCAAGGACAACCGACUGCUCAGCGAGUUGCUACUCUUCAGGAUGGCCUCGCUUCGACUGGGCCACGACUUCGACGAGUUGCCGGCCAGUGUCAGGGACGUGGCCGUGGUCCAGAGCACGAUCUCAGGUGUGGACCCCCGCUGGCUGUCUUCCAUGGCCAACCUGGAGAGCCUCCGCAUCGACAAGGUAGAUUUGGAGAAGUUCGAAAGAACAAUGCUUCCGAGGCCCGCUUCCAAGCUUAAGUACCUCACGAUAACUGGUACAUCUUUGUCGGCGCUAGCCGAAGACUUCGGACAGGACCUGCCAUCUCUGGAGAAGCUCAACCUGAGAAGGAACAAAUUCACCACUUUUCAAGAGGCCGCGUUAGCUCCCCUCAAGAACCGCAGAGUGGUCGUCGAACUCGAGGGGAAUCCCCUGGAGUGCGACUGCAGGAUCCUCUUCCUGCUCGGCUACCCGGACAGCUGGCGGUAUCCCAACUGCGAGAGGCCCGAAGCGCUAGCCAAGACGCCACUUCGCCAACUCACGCCGUCCAGCCUGGGUUGCACUAUGGCCUCACCCGGACGUGAAGAAUAAACAAAUAAAACACGCACGCGCACGCGCGCGCGCACGUCUGCGUCUUGUGU
Molecule: messenger RNA, 1112 nt
Organism: Dermacentor albipictus
Lineage: Eukaryota; Metazoa; Arthropoda; Arachnida; Ixodida; Ixodidae
Product: leucine-rich repeat and immunoglobulin-like domain containing-NOGO receptor-interacting protein 4
Molecular function (GO): protein binding
Source: RefSeq, a predicted model, not a curated record